Molecule: messenger RNA, 1341 nt
Organism: Aspergillus pseudotamarii
Lineage: Eukaryota; Fungi; Ascomycota; Eurotiomycetes; Eurotiales; Aspergillaceae
Product: alpha/beta hydrolase
Exons: 1
Coding region: 1-1341 (446 amino acids)
Biological process (GO): lipid catabolic process
Molecular function (GO): triacylglycerol lipase activity
Source: RefSeq, a predicted model, not a curated record
AUGCCCUCCAUGUCCUUCUCGGUCUUAGUGGCCUCAAUAAUUUCGGUUGUCACUUCGGCCACUGUGACUCCGAUCGACAGCUUUCCCGAUAAUUGUAAUGCUAGUUGUCAAGCCAGUAUCGCCGAAGCCCUCGCACGGGAACAGGCGGGUUGGGUCAGUCCUAAUAUAUCAACCGAUCCUUUUUACGCAAAUCCAACAAACAUUUCUGAUUAUGCCGCCGGUGAAAUCGUCAAAUGGGAAGAUGUACCGAGUCAGCAGUACACGACAGUUGGUUAUAAUACUCCUCCGGCAACUACACUGUCCAGAUUCCUCUAUAUGAGCGAAGACAUUGAUGGCAACCCCAUACCAGCCAGUGCGUUUCUGUUACUUCCCUUUACGAAUCAUGAUGGUAGCGGAAAGCCAAUGCGAACGGUGGUUUGGACGCAUGGAACAGCGGGCAUUACCCGACAAUGUGCACCCUCGAAUAACAAGCAGCUCUACUACGAAUGGGAAGGGCCGUUUGCGUUAGUACAGCAAGGAUACGCCGUCAUUGCCCCUGAUUAUGCUGGUCAGGGUAGUGAUAUCCCCAUGGGCUUCAUGUACGAGUCGGGUGCAUUACACGCCCUAGACGUGAGCUUUGCACUCCAGGCCGUGAGAUCGAAGCUUCAAGAUCGGAUCACCCAUGAAUGGGUAGUGGUCGGUCACAGCGAGGGUGGCAUGACCGCAUGGCGUGUUAAUGAACGAGAAAAGCGAAACGCGACGGGCGGUUUCCUGGGCGCCGUUUCAGGAGCCCCGGCACUCCGGCCACUUUCCCUUAUCCCACAAUCAUGGCGCCUUGCUGGGGAUGGCCCAGUCCAUGAUGUUGUUUCAAUAUUUGUUUUGCAGUCCAUUUCGCGACUAUUCCCUUCCGUCAAGGUCGAAAACUACGUCAGCGAUAUCGUCGCAAGCCGUAUCCCAAUCGCCCAGCAAGGAUGCUUGGCAACUGGCUCAACGAUUUAUGGGAACCUCACAUUGCCACAACUGUACAAGAACACCAGUUGGAUUCACCAUCCGGAUGUCGCUGAGUGGCAAAAGAGCUAUAAUGGUGCCGGCACUCAUGAAUUGGCAGCUCCCAUGUUGGUCCUUCAGGGAACGGCUGAUGAGUUGGUCUAUGCAAACCUAACGGAAUGGGAUUACGAUCAGACGUGUAGCACAUUCCAGAGCAGUACGAUGCAGCUCUAUGUUUACCCUGAGCUUAACCACGACUUCGCAUUCAUUGCUGGGCAGGCGCAAUACUUACCUUGGAUACGUGACCGCUUCCAGAAUGUCUCUUUGUCUCCCGCAUGUAACAAGACGACUGUCACUCUAUCUGGGUUUCACUAA